CCAGGUAGGGCUCCCCGCCCCCGCGCGCGCCCCCGCCCCGCCCUGAGCCCCAGCCCCAGGCUCGGGCCGCGCGCCCCCAGUCCCGCGUGGUCGCCACCCGCCGCCCAGUCCGGCUCCGGGGCGCAGGGCUGGGUGUGUCUGGCAGCCGGGCGGGACUCGCUCUGCCCCUCUCCCCCAGGUGGCCCUGAGCGCGCCAGGCUGGGGCGGCUGCUGAGCGCCCCGCGGGGGCCAUGGACGAAGACCCGGCAGAGGAACCGGGGGUCCCCGCGGCCCCGCCAGGUGCACCCUGCGGACUUGGCCCUGAGGGCGCCACAGCCCUCGGGGGGCGGAGGGAGCCCAAGAAGUAUGCGGUGACCGAUGACUACCAGUUGUCCAAGCAGGUGCUGGGUCUGGGUGUGAACGGCAAGGUGCUGGAGUGCUUUCACCGGCGCACGGGGCAGAAGUGUGCCCUAAAGCUCCUGUACGACAGCCCGAAGGCGCGACAGGAGGUGGAACACCACUGGCAGGCCUCAGGGGGCCCCCACAUUGUGCGCAUCCUCGAUGUAUAUGAGAACAUGCAUCACAGCAAGCGGUGUCUCCUCAUCAUCAUGGAAUGCAUGGAAGGCGGUGAGUUGUUUAGCAGGAUUCAGGAACGCGGUGACCAGGCUUUCACUGAAAGAGAAGCUGCAGAAAUCAUGCGGGAUAUUGGCACCGCCAUCCAGUUUCUGCACAGCCAGAACAUCGCCCACAGAGAUGUCAAGCCUGAAAACCUGCUGUACACAUCAAAGGAGAGAGAUGCUGUGCUCAAGCUCACAGAUUUCGGCUUUGCCAAGGAAACCACCCAGAAUGCCCUACAGACACCUUGCUAUACUCCCUAUUACGUGGCCCCGGAGGUCCUGGGUCCAGAGAAGUAUGACAAGUCAUGUGACAUGUGGUCCCUGGGCGUGAUCAUGUACAUCCUCUUGUGUGGCUUCCCACCCUUCUACUCCAACACGGGCCAGGCCAUCUCCCCAGGAAUGAAGAGGAGGAUCCGCCAGGGCCAGUACGGGUUUCCCAAUCCUGAGUGGUCAGAGGUCUCUGAGGACGCCAAGCAGUUGAUCCGUCUCCUGCUGAAGACAGACCCCACAGAGAGGUUGACCAUUGCACAGUUCAUGAACCACCCCUGGAUCAAUCAAUCAAUGGUGGUGCCGCAGACCCCACUCCAUACAGCCCGAGUGCUGCAGGAGGAUAGAGACCACUGGGAUGAAGUGAAGGAAGAGAUGACCAGUGCCCUGGCAACCAUGAGGGUGGACUACGACCAAGUGACGAUCAAGGACUUGAAGACCUCCAACAACCGACUCCUCAACAAACGGAGAAAGAAGCAGGCAGGCAGCUCCUUGGCUUCACAGGGCUGCAACAACCAGUAGCUCACAGCAUUCUGGCAGAGCCUGGCCUCCCAGCCUGGAGAGCAGACUAGCGUGCACUGAGGCCCCGAGCCAUAGGGCCCAGGGGCCUUGUGUUUUCUAUUUUAUUUUUUAACAAAUGGAUUAUAAUUUUUGUGUGUUUAAUUUGUAACUUAGAACUUCAGGAUGGGAGAGCCUAGCUCCAAACCUUCAGGUCCCCAGCCAGGAGGGGGCAGAUCUUGAAGGGCAGGGCAGCUGCCACUGGGAAUUAUGACUGGGCUUCCCUCCUGCCACAGAGAAACACCCCCCCCACACACACACACACACACACACACAUAUCCUGCACCCAGGGUUGGCAGAGGGGCCUAGCCUUGGGGAAAGACAUCUGGCUGUUGGUUGCCAUGGUGAUUAGGGAAGGUGUUUCUAUCUAUGGAGUGCUCAGUGAAUGAGUUAGGGAGGGAGAGGGGAAACUGAGGGCCUGCCUCUGCAUUCUUAGGGAGUCUGGUCUUCCUCACACAUCUUGCCUUUCUCAGCCCUCUUUGGUCUUCUGGACGUCUCAGGGGAGAGUCUGUUUGCUUUCCUGGGUGUAUCCCAGCCCUAGUCUCGCUAGAUCCCUGUUUCAUGGGACUCCCUCCAAGAAUCCCUGGACCCUGUUGCCCUGGUAGAUGUAAAGGUACAAUCACCCCUCCUCCAAGGAGUGGCCUCAUACCUUAAUUGGUGGUAUUUUUUUAAAACACUUUUCUGUUUUGGAAAAUGUCACUGUGACAAAAGCUUGUACAGUCCCUCUUACCCCACUGGCUCUUCAGACCUCAUGUAGGAAACCCUCUCUCCCUAAGGGUUCAUUCUCCAUCCUAUUGGGUGAUAACAAGGGAUGUUUCUUGGUGUAUUUUUGUGUAGGUAGAUGUCUGGGGGCAGGGGAAGGGCUUCCCAAUAAUCUGGGGUCUCUUUCUAUACUCCAGGUCAGACCGGAGAUGGUAGAGGGCUACUGAAUGAUGCUUAGAAGGUCUGGUCCUUGCUUCUGCCUGAGCUGGAACACAGAGGGUCCCUUUCUCCCUCUAAUACCCAGAAUAACCUUUGGGUGCUGAGUGCCUGGUUUGGGCCUGAUAAGUGCCUGACACCCAGUUUGGCUCCUGACUCCUCUUUCACUGACUGGGAAAUCCUCCAUCAUGUUAGAUAGGACAUUGCUGGCUUUUGCCUUCAGAUUUUAAUAAACACCAUUUGGGCAUUUC
Molecule: messenger RNA, 2590 nt
Organism: Erinaceus europaeus (western European hedgehog)
Lineage: Eukaryota; Metazoa; Chordata; Mammalia; Eulipotyphla; Erinaceidae
Gene: MAPKAPK3
Product: MAPK activated protein kinase 3
Exons: 10
Coding region: 231-1385 (384 amino acids)
Biological process (GO): toll-like receptor signaling pathway; protein autophosphorylation; intracellular signal transduction
Cellular component (GO): cytoplasm; nucleus
Molecular function (GO): calmodulin binding; calcium-dependent protein serine/threonine kinase activity; ATP binding
Source: RefSeq, a predicted model, not a curated record